Messenger RNA from Brassicogethes aeneus, 1554 nucleotides. Lineage: Eukaryota; Metazoa; Arthropoda; Insecta; Coleoptera; Nitidulidae. The record is from the annotation of a GenBank genome assembly.
AGUCCCGAUCGUAACACCACCACUAGCGUGCUCACAUUUGUUCCCACAGUUGAGGAUGGUGGUAAAUACCUAUCGUGUCGAGGACAGCAACACCAAAUUCCAGACAGCGGUAUUGAGGACGGUUGGAAGCUCGACAUUUACCAUGUUCCCAUGGUGAAUUUGGAACUUGGAAGCACUCUUAAUGGAAGCACUAUAAAGGAGGGAGUAGACGUAUACUUUGAGUGUAAUAUAAAAUCAAACCCGUGGGUAUACAAGGUUACUUGGAGGCAUAACGGAAAACAACUGUACAACAACGCCCAAACCAAUACGAUUGUGAGCAACCAGAGUUUGGUUUUACAGUCCAUUACGAGAGCCCGUUCGGGACACUACACGUGUGUAGGUCACAAUCGAGAAGGCGACGGCGAAAGCAAUCCAAUUCAACUAGACGUCAAAUUUACCCCUGUAUGUAGGCCAGGACAGGCUAAAGUUUUCGGAGUUGCUAGGCAGGAAGUAGCCCGGAUACCCUGCGAGUUGGAAGGCAACCCAACCGACAUACAAUUCGUUUGGAAGUUUAAUAAUUCAGCUGGUACUUUGGACAUACCGCAAAGUCAAGUUUUCACGGAAAAAGCCCGAAGUGUUGUUUCCUACAAGCCCAUGACUGAGUAUGAUUACGGUAAACCGGACUCGCUGACGAACUGCACGAUCCUGAAUCAGACGGCCGAAUCGCUGCACGUUGAGUGCAUAGAGGGCUUCGACGGCGGCCUUCAGCAGGAGUUCAUCAUGGAGGUGUACGACACGCAAACGCGCAAACUGGUGAGCAACGUGACGUCCCGGAACCCGGUGUUCACGGUGGGCGGGCUCGAGUCCGGGCUGGGCUACGACGUGGGCCUCUACGCGGCCAACAAGAAGGGCCGAUCCGGGGUCUCGCACCUCGACGCCUUCACGCUCAAGUACUACCUUCGAGUGUAUUGCAAAGUUUCCCAAGUUCAGCGAGACUUUUAUUCGACCUAUCUAAUGCAAGUCUACGAAGCUAACUCGAGGGUGCUGAUCGGUACAGCCACCUCGCAAACUCCGGAAGACAUUACCAUUAGUAACCUGCCCAGCGGGUACGGCGACUUGCUUUUGUUUGUGCGCACCAUGGACUCAAAGUCCAUCACGAGCGACGCUAAUAUUAUUUACGCUCCUGCGGUACACUUUCAGACCGGGGGCGGCGAGCGAGACGACAAGGACUACGACGACGGCGGCCUCUCGUCGGCCGGUCGGCGGUGCGUGGCGGCCAACAGCGACAAGGCCAGCACCGAGCCACUGAACAAGGACCUCAACGACAGCGUGGACAGCCUGGAGGAGAAGAACCCGGACAUCAUCCCGCAGAACAGCGCCGAGGACGAGUACCAGGACGAAGAAAGGGCCUUCGAGCGCCUAAACAACGCUCCACUCCGGGUCUACAGCAGGAUGCAGAGCCCGAGCAGUCAGCCGAAGAACGGAUGCUACGAUUCUUACGGCAAAACGGUAAAUAUGCUUUGCAACUCGAUUUACCUGCUUGCUUACUCUUCACGGUGCUGUUCUGAGAGGUGA